ACUGCAGGUCAAUGUUUAACCGGCACCCGUGUCAACCAUAGCCCUUUGUUGAGCGCGGAGAAUUUUCCUUUGACUUCACCGAAUAAACACGCACAAUAUGAUGGCCAAUACUUGGAAUAUUGCAAGCUGUCUUGUGUGCGUCAUUGGAAUCGUUUUAGCCGCACCAGCCACUGUUAAAUUACCUAAAGGUUUUGUGCAAUGUAAAAAAAGCGAUCCAAAACUAGGUGAAUGUAUAAAGAAUUCUCUGUCAUAUGCAGUCCCACAUUUAGUAAAAGGUGUUCCGAGUCUUGGAUUGCUCCCAAUUGAUCCAUUAAGGAUCACGGCAUUGGGAAUAGACCAAGGAAGUGGGCCUGUCAGCAUCAAGCUCAACUUUAGGGAUUUAGACAUAUCCAACAUCGGAACUGUAAUAAUUAAAGAAGUCACUGCUGAUCUGAAUAAUAAUCACUUCACAUUUGACUUGGAAUUUGAAAAGCCCAUAACACUCGAUGGACAUUACGAUGUCAAGGGAAAAGUUAUCAUUUUACCGAUCACUGGAGACGGACUAAGCAAAAUCAUCCUUGACAAUCUCAAAGCCAAAAUAAAUCUUUACUUGAAACCUGUUGUAAGAAAUGGAGUCACCUAUAUGGACAUUAGUGAAAUUGUAUUGAAGUUCACCACCACCAAAAUGCAUUUGAAGCUGGACAACUUAUUCAAAGGAGAUAAAGCACUUGGAAACAACAUGAAUACAUUUUUAAAUGAAAAUUGGAGUGAAAUUUUAGGUGAAUUGCAAUCAAGUUUUGAAAAUGCUUUAGCUGCUGCAUUCGGUGGAAUCGCACAACAAUUCUUCCACAAAGUACCUUUCAAUCAAGUUUUCCAAGAGUAGAUAUUUAUUAUACUAUAAUUUAUUUAAUAAACAUUAUUUUAAUUUAUUUUUAUA
Messenger RNA from Sipha flava (yellow sugarcane aphid), 916 nucleotides. Its product is annotated as protein takeout-like. The transcript has 6 exons. NCBI's taxonomy places the organism in Eukaryota, Metazoa, Arthropoda, Insecta, Hemiptera, Aphididae. The coding region runs from base 98 to 862 and encodes 254 amino acids. The record is from RefSeq and is a predicted model, not a curated record.